Molecule: messenger RNA, 2910 nt
Organism: Polyodon spathula (Mississippi paddlefish)
Lineage: Eukaryota; Metazoa; Chordata; Actinopteri; Acipenseriformes; Polyodontidae
Gene: nrm
Product: nurim
Exons: 5
Coding region: 34-885 (283 amino acids)
Cellular component (GO): nuclear membrane
Source: RefSeq, a predicted model, not a curated record
GAAGCCGGUUGCUUGGGGCAGAUUGUGUCCAGCAUGGCCGCGGUUAGCUUUAGCGGUUUGUUCCUGGCGUCUGUCGCCUUGACAAACUUUAUUUUCGUGUUCGGGACGUGCGUGGAGUUUGUCAGGUUCAUAUCCUUCCGAGCGAUUUACUAUAACAUCACGGGGAUGGCGCCGCAGAUCCAAGAGUCAUCCUCCCGCGACUGGUCAGCGGUUCUUCAGGACCCGGCUGUGCUUUGGCCCCUUGCGGUCGACCUGGCCUUGCUCCUGCUCUUCGCGGUGCAGCACAGCCUUCUCGCCGCGGAGCCGGUGAAGAAGCGCCUCCAGGCGGUGUUCGGAGUGCUGCAGCGCGGCUUCUAUGUUUUCACCACUGCCUUGGCGCUGCAGGUGUUGAUCCGAUACUGGCAGCCUGUGCGUGACGCCCCCUUUCUGUGGAACAGCAGUACUGCGCCCUGGAGCACCUGGCUGCCUCUGCUGUGCUUCAUCAUUCACUUCCUGUGCUGGCUGAUCAUAUUCAGCAUCAUCCUCAUCUUCGACUACGCAGAGCUGAUGGGCAUCAAGCAGGUGUAUUAUCACUGCCUGGGGCUGGGUGACCCUCUCUCUAUGAAGUCCCCGCGAGCACAGCGGCUCUACUCUCACCUGCGCCACCCUGUCUACCUGGAGGUGUGUGUGGUUUUGUGGGCAGUACCCUGCCUCUCUCUCGACCGACUGCUGCUGUCCGGUGUGCUCACCCUUUACCUGACCUGUGGCCACUCCCUGGACACCAGAGACUACACGUACCUGAGUGCCCAGCUGCGCAACAAGCUGGACCUGUUCAGCCGCUCCGCCCAGCCCGGGACCAACGGUCAGCCCGUCAGCGCCACCGCAGCCAGCCGCAAAGAAGAAUGAAACAAGGGGGCACCUGAUUGGGUCUGUGCCUUGGAACCGCUGACCAAUCAAAUCAAAUCAGAUCAACACCAGUGACCCUCAGAUGAUUGUCAGCACUUGACUUCUGUGGACCAGUCAAUCCCAAUAAUCGAAUAAUCGGUUUGUGCAGCUGUACUAAAUAUCCUCUUGUUUUGUGUUUUAGUUCACGACAGUGUUUUUCUUUUAAUACUUUUUUUUUUUAACUGUUUAAUAUAAAUAUAUUUUUAUACCCUUGCCCAAGUCAAAGAAUCAGAUCUAGCAAUGAUGCCCUUUCUCCGCCAGCGUUAGAAGAUGCCAAGGCCGUGCUGAUCAACAGACACAAUUACAAAUGACAUUUUAACAGUUCCGUUGCCUGCUUUUGAUAUUUGAUCGUUUGAUUCUCAUUGCAAUGACUCAAAUAGCUUUUCAUUAUUUUAAGUCUUUGUUAACAAGCUUUCAUUGUGAGUUCAGGAGCUGCUUUUCAGUUCUAGUUUGCUGCCAUUGACACAUGUAAUGUAGACUAGAUCAGCUAAAGCAGCAGCAUCAGCGCCAUCUAGUGCACAGCUGUAUAUUUCCAGCAAAACUAAUGGGCAUGUCAUUUGUCGAUGCUGGCUCUCACUUCCGUGAAGACUGUUCUACAUUAGGAAUGUCUCUGGCAGGCUGCUGGAACGGAAGAACAUCUGGAUUCUGAUGAAAACACCAAACAAUAAUUAUAAAAAAGUAUUUGAGUCAUUACAAUAAAAACCAUUCUGGAUGAUUACUGACAUUAUAAAAAGGUUGGAGGGCACAUUAAAUAAGUAUGUUUCUUGUUCUUUUAGGGAGUUUUUUUUCGUUUCUAAAUAAAUGUUUUUAUUAGAAAAUGCCUUUUAAGAAGCCAGGAGUAGUUCAGAAUUAUUCCCUGAAAACACACACACACACACACACACACACACACACACACACACAUCUUUUGCACACAUUUUCUUUAAAAUGUUACCAGUAAAACAAAAAUACAGUUUACUUUAUAGAUAAAGGUGAUCCCUCCCCUUUUUAAAUUCUGUAUUGCGCCCUGAACUAUAAAAGAUUCAUGUGGUUCCAUCUACUAUUCCAAUCAAUCCUGCGUCUCGUGCAUGCACUAGGCAGGUCUCGCGUGUGCAGUUCUGAAACAAGCCCAUGUAUUUCCAUACUAUCUUAAAGAAAGUUUGCAUGCCUUUCUUUCUUGUAUUCUGUUCAGGUUGGUUAAUGAUGUGAAAUGGCUGGGGGAAAUGACAAUCCCCAAGUGAAACGACCAAGAACGUGCAAGAGGAACAGACUACCUGAAAGUCAGAACAAAUAGAAAUACAUUCAACCUGGUACGAUUUCAGAUACUAGCUUAUAAAAUGGAAAUAUACUGCUUCAUAGUGUGUGGGGGUGGGGGUGGGGGUGGGCAGUGGAAUAGACCUCCAGCUCUGUGAUUGGACAUCCCUAGGGCUCUCAUAACCACCUACUGCUGCAUGUAGUGGCAGGGGUGUUUCCAGUAAGCCUGCAGAUUUCGUUCUCAUAAUGAUGAUACACUAGAAUCCCAUGCUGUGGUCUCUGUGCUGUAUUCCUGUGGAGUUUGUUUUCUUUGAAGUUGCAGCCAGACAGUGCCCACUGGAUAAAAUAUACCGGUCUCUAUGUACUUAAUUCUCUCAUAGCUUAGUUCCUGUAAUGUUGCUGACAGAUAGUGUCCCAAAGUCAUGUUCAGUAAACACUACAAUAGCACACACUGGUGUCCUUUUACUGUAUUCUGCUUAAACUGGACAGAAAAAACAUUUCAAUGUAUAUAUGUUACAUUGUGUUUAACCAUAAGUAUUACUGUUUAGUUUUUUUUUAUAUAUAGGUAAUAUUUCAGCAUGUAUUGCACACACACACACACUGUUUUGUGUUUGUAUUUGUCGUGUAUUUAUUUGAUUUAUUACAUAGUACAGUUAAACAUGACUUGGUGGGUUUUGUCACCAGCUCUGUGCUUGUCAGGUUUUGUUAAUAGUACACGGCUUAUUUUAAAAUAAAAACAAAUAAAAAAAAAAA